Molecule: messenger RNA, 1534 nt
Organism: Myzus persicae (green peach aphid)
Lineage: Eukaryota; Metazoa; Arthropoda; Insecta; Hemiptera; Aphididae
Gene: eIF2beta
Product: eukaryotic translation initiation factor 2 subunit 2
Exons: 8
Coding region: 134-1123 (329 amino acids)
Biological process (GO): formation of cytoplasmic translation initiation complex; translational initiation; formation of translation preinitiation complex
Cellular component (GO): eukaryotic translation initiation factor 2 complex
Molecular function (GO): translation initiation factor activity; mRNA binding; translation initiation factor binding
Source: RefSeq, a predicted model, not a curated record
CUGAUGCAACAUUUUUCCACACACAUCACUACAUCAGUAUUUAGUUGCCACAUUAUUUCUUUAACUCGUCCAAUAUUUAAGUCUAAAUUUUAUAUUAUAUUUAAUAUUAAUAAAGAAGUAAAGAAUAUUCAAAAUGACUGAAGAAGAAGCUUUAUUUGAUCCUUCCAUCAAGAAGAAGAAGAAGAAGAAGAAGUUUGACUUGGACAGUGCUUUAGCUUCUGAAACUGGUGUUGAUGGAAUUAAUGAACAAACAUUAGAUAAAGAAAACCAAGAACCUGUGCCAGAUCCUGAUGAAUAUGAUGAUGGAAACCUGGAUCUUGACAACUUCGGUAAGAAAAAGAAAAAGAAAAAAAAGGUCACCAUAAAUUUAGAUGAUUUAGAGAGUGCAUUACCUGAUACAUCAUCAGCAAUGGAAAAUGGUGAUGGCCAGGGAGAGGCUAUGGAAGAUGAUUUUGAUUUAAAUAUGGACUUUUCAAAAACAAAAAAAAAAAAGAAGAAGAAGAAGGAUAUAGAUGAAUUAGUUGCUGAAGAAAUGGACAAGAAAGGUGACAGAUUUGAUGACAGCUUUAACGAUGGCCAGUGGAAUUUUGAGUCUGCAACUGAUGGUGAAAGCCACACGUGGUUUGGUUCUGAUCGUGAUUACACUUAUGAUGAACUUUUAACUAGAGUAUUUGAGAUAAUGCGAGAAAAAAAUCCUGAUAUGGUUGCGGGUAAAAAACAAAAAUUUGUUAUGCGCCCUCCACAAGUAGUUCGGAUAGGUACCAAAAAAACAUCUUUUGCAAACUUUACAGAAAUAUGCAAAACUUUGCAUCGUCAGCCAAAACAUUUGUUAGAUUUCUUGUUAGCUGAAUUAGGUACCAGUGGUUCAGUGGACGGUAAUAGCCAGCUUAUAAUCAAAGGUCGUUUUCAGCAAAAACAAAUUGAAAAUGUACUCAGGAGAUAUAUUAAAGAAUAUGUUACCUGUCAUACAUGUCGUUCACCUGAAACCAUCUUGCAGAAAGACACUCGUUUGUUUUUCUUGCAGUGUGAAACUUGUGGUUCACGAUGUUCUGUUGCCAGUAUUAAAUCUGGUUUCCAGGCCGUAACCGGAAAACGUGCAGCUAUCAGAGCAAAAACUGCAUAAAUUUUAUAAUAUAUUUUCUCUUGCGUGCUAUACUAGUUCAGCAAAAUAUAAUAAAAUAAAUAUCACAUUUUUACAAAUUUCAAAAACAUGUUCUUAUUAUUAUUAUAAUAAACCCUACAGAUAUUAAAACAAUCUAAAUUUUGUUUUCCAAAUGUUUAUAUUGCCUAGUUCCAUAUGUUUACUGAAACACGUUUAAACAUUUUUAAACAGACUUUUUAUAACCAUUUUAAAAUUAUAUUAUAUUAUACAAAAAAAUUAAACAUAGUUAAAUGCUUUUUUAGCUAAUGUCUUUCAAUAAUUUACUUCUAUGUUUAAUAUUUAUGUAAACUACAUUAUUAUUAAAACUUUUGUAAAUGGGACUGAACUAAUAACAGAGAAAUAAUUAAAAUUUGUAUUUAUUUUGAGUGAAAA